UUAAUUCUCUUAUGCAUUAUGCAUUUUAUAUUGUAGAAGCUGUGCGGGAGCUCUAAAAUUUAAAGGUCAAACGAUGCACGUGUUAAUGUGCAUGUUUAAUAUUUAUGUCAGAAUGAUUAAAUUAUAGGUUUCAUUAUGAUUGCGAGAUGUACUUGCCAUAACACGAAGCUCUUUACGGAUGUUUUGUCAGGAGGAUCACAUCGGCAAUUAUCGAAUCUUGCAUUCGUUCCGAAAUGUAACCCAGUGUCAACAGAGGAUGUGACAAGAUUAAAAGAAUUUGUUAAUAAACGUCAUCAUCUAUGCGUGUUGACUGGAGCAGGAAUAUCCACGGAAAGUGGUAUUCCUGAUUACAGAUCAGCUGAGGUUGGACUGUAUGCCCGAAGCAAUCGCAAACCAAUUCUGUAUAAAGAGUUUUGUGAUAGUGAAGCAGCCAGAAGACGAUAUUGGGCCAGAAAUUACAUUGGAUGGCCAAGGUUUUCCUCUCUUAAACCAAAUAUUACACAUGAGAUACUAAAACACUUGGAAGAUAUUGGAAAGGUGGGAUGUAUUGUCACGCAGAAUGUAGAUAAUUUACAUUUCAAGGCAGGAAAUAAGAAGGUGAUUGAGCUGCAUGGUACAGCAUUCAGAGUAAUGUGUCUUAAUUGUGAUCACAAAAUAUGCCGACAUGAACUUCAAAGAGUGUUUCAAACUCUUAAUCCAUCCACAAUCGCAACUGCUCAAAUGAUAAGACCUGAUGGUGAUGUAGAAUUGUCACAGGAACAGAUAGAAGGCUUCAAAGUUCCUGCUUGCGACAAUUGCGGUGGCAUUUUGAAACCGGAUAUUGUAUUUUUUGGAGACAACGUGCCACACGAUAAAGUACAAAAUGUGAAAGCUAAUGUGGAAAGUUUAGAUGCUUUGCUAAUUUUGGGAACAACACUUAGUACAUUCUCCGCAUACAGGAUUGUACUGCAAGCGUUUGAUGCUAAGAAGCCAAUAGCAAUGGUAAAUAUCGGUGAAACUAGAGGCGAUAAACUUAUCAAUUUGAGAAUAAAAGGGAGAUGUGGAGAUGUUCUACCAAAAAUUUGGCAGUUAAAUGCUUCAAAGGAUUUUCUAAGAUAAUGACAAAUGUGAAUAGCUUUCAAAUUGUUAAAUAUUAUUUGAGAUAUUUGUACAUAUUAUAGUAUAUUGUUAUUUAAUUUUAAAUUUAUUAUAGCUGUUGAAUUAAAAAAAAUAAAUAAACAAUUGAACGAA
Molecule: messenger RNA, 1230 nt
Organism: Monomorium pharaonis (pharaoh ant)
Lineage: Eukaryota; Metazoa; Arthropoda; Insecta; Hymenoptera; Formicidae
Gene: Sirt4
Product: NAD-dependent protein deacylase Sirt4
Exons: 4
Coding region: 136-1098 (320 amino acids)
Molecular function (GO): NAD+ binding
Source: RefSeq, a predicted model, not a curated record